Molecule: messenger RNA, 2496 nt
Organism: Trametes versicolor FP-101664 SS1
Lineage: Eukaryota; Fungi; Basidiomycota; Agaricomycetes; Polyporales; Polyporaceae
Exons: 4
Coding region: 1-2496 (831 amino acids)
Cellular component (GO): cytoplasm
Molecular function (GO): protein binding
Source: RefSeq, a predicted model, not a curated record
AUGCCUGCCCCCUUUUCCACCCCGCACGCCCCCGUGCCCCUCCCCGCACUUUACCUCUAUCCUCUAAACGACACUUUCAUCCCGAAACACAUCUCUCUUGCCUCAAACCAGCGCGUCAAGAUCGGCCGCCAGACGAACGCGAAGACCGUCCCCCAAGAGCGCAAUGGCUACUUCGACUCCAAGGUUCUCAGCAGACAGCACGCAGAGGUGUGGGAGGACAGUGGGAAGAUCUUCAUUAAAGACGUGAAAAGCUCCAACGGCACUUUCAUCAAUGGCGAGCGGCUCAGCCCCGAGGGGCUUGAAUCCGACCCAUACGAGCUCAAGUCAGACGACGUCGUCGAAUUUGGUAUCGACAUCGUUGGCGAGGACAACAAGACGAUCGUGCACCACAAGGUCGCAGCGCGCGUCGUGUGCGUUUUCUCCGAGCUUGAGGCGCAGGCCGCACAACGCGCCGAACAGAACCCGCAGGGCUACCUGGGGCAGAUGUCCAAUCAGCCCGGCGCUGGAAAUAGUGCAUUCAACUUCGCCGGCAACGGCCAGGGUAGCUCAAAUGGCCAGGCGGGCCCUCAGAGGCGACCGACGCUACAGCCGCAGGGGCUCGUCGGCAUGGGCGGUAUGGGUGGGAACGUGCGGGCACCAGGGAAGAGCGGUCUCACAUUCGACCACAUUUUGAGCCGACUGCAGGGAGAGCUCCAGAAGAGUAGGGAGACAGGUGCCGAGCUGCACUCGUUGAGCGGCGGACUCGCAGAGAUUCAUGACACGCUCGGUGGAAACCUUCCACCCAAUCUACCACCAUAUCCUUCGACGUUGCCGCCCGUCGUACCGCCACAACCUGGUCGGCCAUCAGACGAGGCACAACACGAACCGCAGCGGGAGGCUUCGCCCGCCGUGUCUGAGCUACAAGCUCAGCUGCUGGAGACUCAGCGAUCGUUGACAGAUCAUGUCGACAAAGUCCGUGCGCUCGAGGGCAUGCUUGCAGAGCACGAUGCGAUCAAGCAGGAGGUCAACUCGCUUCGCGAUGCGAUGGAGGAGCGAAAGCGGGAGAUGGAGUUGUUCCGGUUCGGCUCCCAGAGCGACAGGCGGCGCUCACACGACGACGAUACCUCGGAUGAUGACGACGACGAUGCGCGAAGCAUUGCAACUGUCACUCCUCAUGAGCUCGAGCCAGUCGAUGAGGUUGAUGAGGAACAGGUUGCCGCUGAGGAGGAGGAAGAGCGGCGAAGGCGGCGGGACGAACUCGGCCGACCUCGUACACCUGAGCCGACGGGUAUGGGCCUCUCCGAGUACGAAGACGACCAGGAGCACGACCAGGACCGCUACCGUAAACGGCCUGUCGCCGACCUGCGCGCACGGUCCCGCUCGCCGCAGCCCACCGCGGCACCCGCCAUUCCUGAUGAGCUGACUGAGCGGCUAAACGCCCUCGCUAAGCAGCUUGAAAUGGCACUCGAACUCUCACGCUCAUUGGAGGCCCAACACGCUAGCGCACAGUCGACGAUCUCCGCCCUCGAGGCCAAGGUCGUCUCGCUGGAGUCCCUCGUGCAGGAUACACAACAGGAGGUACGGCUGCAAAGCAAUGUCACCGAGCGUCUCGUGCAUGAGACGGAGGCUGCGGCAGCUGCUCGCCAGGUGGAGUCCUCUGUUCCGGAUGCGGCACUCGAGGCCGUGCGGGUACAGGAACGCGAGUCUCUUACGACGAUGUUCACGGAGUGGAAGAAGAACGUCGAGGGCCGCUGGAGUAGCGUUCAGGAGGACUGGAACGAGGAGCGGGAACGCCUUCGUCGGGCAAAGGACGAAUGGGAGAGCCGCAUGCGUGCCGCGGAGGAUACCAUCACGAGCGCAGCGAACAAGGUCGAGUCAGGCCUGCUCUCACUUGCGUCCUUUCAGGCCCAACAGCAGCACGGCCUCAUGAACGGGAACGCGAAGCCUCACUUGAGCGGUGGUCUGGUCACGCCUCCAAGCCCGAGGAGUCUGUCCGCGGAGUCAACGCGGCCACGAUCGCGCCGAAAACGUGUCAGCACGUCAAGGGGACGGACUCGCUCGAGAUCUCUCUCUCCUGGCCCUGCUGUUGAUGAACCGGGACGUGUUGAACGUGACGGUGACAGCGAGGCAUCCUACUCUGGCUCUGGACACCGGCGGCGAUCACCAUGGGCAGUCGACGACUCAAGCGACUCGGAGGGUCACCAUCCCAGCGAUCGGGAGCGGAACAGCGACGGCUCGACAAAGAGCAAGAUGCCCUUCCCCAUCACCCCCGAGUCUUCCGUUGUCAACCAGCCUAUCUCGACAGCAGCUAGUGUCGUGUCUGGAGCCACAACAGACCCGCGCGCACACAAGCCUCCAAAGGAUGGCGUAAGUUCCGCUGUCGCUCCCCAUACCCCUCCCCCUAAUCUUGCGCUCCAGUACCCCUACCACAACUUCUCUGCGGCGGUGGGUGUUGCGGUCCUGGCGGUGGCAGCAGCAGCAGUCGCAUGGCGAGUGAAGCCGGAGUUGUCAAUAUAG